AUGUGGCAAUCACGGUUAUCCACCAACUUCAACCACCUCUCAGGAUUUGCCACAACGGCGCCACGAGAGCAGGAACGGCUCCAGUGCUCCAGUCAAUCUCCACCUGUCAUUUCAACUCCUUUUGCUGGAUGUGCGUCGGUCGAGGCAUCCUUGCUGGAAGAAGCAACAAACGGUGGUGGUGCACGACACAUGAAAAGGCGAUGCGAUCUUUUCAUUCUCCACCACGGUUUUCGAACUUCCAUUUUUCUUCACUGCCUGAGCAAUCAAGCAGACAACAUGGCUGCUCUCACCUCCUCCGCUGUUGUGGCGCCUGCUGCCUUCCAGGCUGCCGUGCAGUCCUCCGCUGCCUCCUCCAAGGCGGUGUCCUUCUCCGGCCUCAAGGCUGGCGUCGCUAAGACUAGCGAGUUCGCCGCCAAGACCGUCUCCAACAGCAGCCGCGUCUCUUGCAUGAAGGUCUGGAGCCCGAUCAACAACCCCAGGUUCGAGACCCUCUCCUACCUGCCCGCGCUCACCGACGACAUGAUCUCGAGGCAGAUCCGCUACAUGCUCGCCAACGGCUGGGUCCCCUGCCUCGAGUUCGACCCCAGCGGCGUCGUGUACAGGGAGAACAACAGCGGCCCGGGCUACUAUGAUGGCCGUUACUGGACCAUGUGGAAGCUUCCCCUCUUCGGCUGCACCGACGCGUCGCAGGUGCUCCGGGAGUUGGCCGAGUGCAAGGCGAGCUACCCCGGGUGCUACAUCCGCGUUCUGGGCUUUGACAAUGUGAAGCAGGUGCAGUGCAUGAGCUUCAUCGCGCACAAGCCUUGA
Molecule: messenger RNA, 807 nt
Organism: Closterium sp. Yama58-4
Lineage: Eukaryota; Viridiplantae; Streptophyta; Zygnematophyceae; Desmidiales; Closteriaceae
Source: the annotation of a GenBank genome assembly